Molecule: messenger RNA, 1760 nt
Organism: Exophiala oligosperma
Lineage: Eukaryota; Fungi; Ascomycota; Eurotiomycetes; Chaetothyriales; Herpotrichiellaceae
Exons: 1
Coding region: 397-1653 (418 amino acids)
Cellular component (GO): endomembrane system
Source: RefSeq, a predicted model, not a curated record
CUCAACACCUCAACCCUCGACCUGCCAACUGCAGGAUCAAGGCACAGUGACUACCAUUGCUUGGUCUGAGAUGUAGGGAACUGAGAGGAAGAAGAGAAGAACAAGCUGUCAAACCGCGGGGGAGGACCAGCCUGCGAUAAAUACACUUCACUCAUCGCUCGCCUCUUCCUCCAUCACUUCGUAAGCUACUGCACGUCCCGCCGUUGGCUGGCUGCAUCCACGUUCUCAAGCCCUGUUAAUUGGACCACGUUUUGGGCACCAGGCUUCUCCCACAAUCCCAACCCCUGAUGCGUAUUGCAGUCCUGCACCCUUCAACUCUUUUUUGGGCCUACAUAAUCACCAUUCUCCAAUUGUCCUGCGCUGGCCGUACCUUGCCCGGGGGGCUAGUUGGUGAAGAUGAGGCCACGAAUCUUUCAAUUCUUCGUCCUCCUCACCUUUGUCUUUCUAGUCGCCGCCUGGACGAAGGAGGAUUAUGAAUUCUUCCGGCUGAAAGACGAGGUUGAAGCCGCCGAGGGCCCCGAUAUUUCCUUCUACGAUUUUCUGGGGGUCAAGCCUUCCGCGACCGUUGAUGAAAUCGGUAAAGCUUUUCGGAAGAAAUCGCGUGCUCUGCAUCCUGACAAGGCCAAACAUUCCUUCAUCGCGUCGAGAUCUACCCCAAAACCCAAGAAACCAGGCGAGAAGAAAAAAUCUGGAGUACACGUGUCCAAAGGGCCAUCCGAGAGAGAAAUCCAGCGAUUUGUGAAACAAGCCGGAGAAAGAUACAGUCGAUUGGGCGUUGUUGCAAACAUCCUGAAGGGACCUGAGCGAGAAAGAUAUGACUUUUUCAUGAAACAUGGCUUCCCAUCAUGGAGGGGGACCGGAUACUACUAUUCACGAUAUCGGCCAGGCCUUGGGACCGUGUUGGUCGGCCUAUUCCUUGUCUGUGGUGGAGGGGCUCAUUAUUUUGCCUUAGUCACAGGCUACAAGAGACAACGAGAGUUCAUGGAACGAUACAUCAGACAUGCUAGAAAGACUGCCUGGGGCGACGAAACUGGCAUACGUGGUCUAGCAGCCAUCGGCCAGCCUGUCGAAGUACCUGUGCCUACGGAAGAACCCGAUCCGACCGCCAACCUGAACAGACGACAGAAGAGAGAAAUGGAGCGUCAAACCAAGAAGGACAAAUCAAGCAAGAAAAAGUCAGUGCCCAAGGCAACCCCUGCUCAGCCAGCUCCUUCCGAAAACAGACGACGGGUCACUGCUGAGAACGGGAAAAUCUUGAUUGUCGACUCUGUCGGAAACGUGUACCUUGAGGAAGAAGAUGAGGAUGGCGAAGUUCAAGAAUACCUGCUUGACCUGGACGAAAUUCCGAAGCCGACCAUGUGGGAUACAGCCGUCAUACGUCUACCCGUGUGGAUGUACAGAAAAGCAUUUAGUCCGUUCCUCCAAAAAGGUGAACCUGUUUCGCCAGAAAAGACCGUCUCUCCAGAGCCCGAAACACUAUCUGGCAGCAUACACAGUGCGGUUACAGAAAAGCUACCAACACCAGAUAUGAGUUCUAGUCAGAUGUCUGACUCGGGAUUCGAGAUUGUCGAUUCGUCAGGAAUAGAGAAAGAAAUCGAAAAGGCUUCUGCGGCGACUGGCGUCAAAAAGCGAGGCAAAAAAGGAAAGAAAUAGACAACACGCCGAACAUGGCUAGAUAGAGCAUUCGAGAUAGGGCAUUACGAUUCAGCGUGGAAAGAAAAUAAUGUCAUGAAUAGAAUACCCUCAAUGACUGACUUGAC